This is a messenger RNA of Tyto alba (common barn owl), 3531 nucleotides long. It is a transcript of the gene TTYH2, whose product is annotated as tweety family member 2. Gene Ontology annotation, cellular component: plasma membrane. Bases 43 to 1647 code for a protein of 534 amino acids. The transcript is spliced from 14 exons. Gene Ontology annotation, molecular function: intracellularly calcium-gated chloride channel activity; volume-sensitive chloride channel activity. Lineage: Eukaryota; Metazoa; Chordata; Aves; Strigiformes; Tytonidae. The record is from RefSeq and is a predicted model, not a curated record.
ACCCCACCACUCCCCCCCCCCACCUCCAUCCCUGGCCCCGCCAUGCCGCCCGCCCGCGCCGACUACCUGGCGCCUUGGUGGGCGGCCUGGCUCCACGGGCUCCCGCACCGCGGCCUCCGCCUCCAGCCCGUACCCGCCGCCUUCCGUCCGCGGGACCCCGACUACCAGCAGUCGCUGCUUUUCCUGGGCUUGGUGGCCGCCGUCUGCCUCGGCCUCAACCUCCUCUUCCUCACCGUCUACCUGAUCUGCCUGUGCUGCUGCAAGAGGGACCAGGAGCCCGAGACCAAGCGGCCCCACUCCUGCUGUGUCACCUGGAUGGCCGUCACCGCCGGGCUCAUCUGCUGCGCGGCCAUCGGCAUCGGCUUCUACGGGAACAGCGAGACCAACGACGGGGUGUACCAGCUGCUCUACGCCCUGGACCACGCCAACCACACCCUGACCAGCAUCGACUCCCUGGUGGCCGGCACCACGCUGCAGAUGCGGGUGGGCCUGGAGCAGCACUUGGAACGGCUGACCGAGCUCCUGGCCUCGCGGGGGGACUACCUGCAGACCCUCAAGUUCAUGCAGCAGUUGGCCGGCAGCAUCGUCCUCCAGCUCUCGGGGUUGCCCAUCUGGCAGGACACCAGUGCCGACCUCACCGCGCUGGCCGGCCACGUCGCCUACGUCGAGUAUUACCGGUGGUUGGCUUAUCUCCUCUUCUUCAUCCUCGUCCUCGCCGUCUGCCUCCUGGCCUGCCUGGGGCUGGCCAAGCGCUCCCGCUGCCUCCUCACCACGAUGCUGUGCUGUGGGCUGCUGACGCUCAUCCUCAGCUGGGCUUCCAUGGCCGUGGACACGGCGGCGGCGGUGGGCACCAGCGACUUCUGCGUGGCCCCGGACAAGUUCAUCAUGAAUCAGACAGAGAGUGACAUCAGUGCGGAGGUGGUUCACUAUUACCUGUACUGUGACCAGAGCUUGAGCAACCCCUUCCAGCAGGCUCUCACCGUCUUCCAGCGCUCGCUCACCACCAUGCAGAUCCAGAUCCAGGGCCUCAUACAGUUUGCGCUGCCCCUCUUCCCGACAGCCGAGAAAGACCUGCUGGGGGUCCAGCAGCUCCUCAACUCCUCAGAGACCAGCUUGCACCAGCUCACGGCCAUGCUGGACUGCCGGGGGCUGCACAAGGACUACUUGGACGCCCUCAUCGGCAUCUGCUACGACGGGGUGGAGGGUUUGCUCUACCUGGUCCUCUUCUCCUUGCUGGUGGCCGCCUCCUUCUCCACCAUCAUCUGCGCCGCGCCGCGCGCCUGGAAGCAUUUCACUGGCAGGGACCGGGACUACGAUGACAUGGACGAGGAAGACCCCUUCAACCCUCAGGCGCGUCGCAUCGCCGCCCACCACCCGGCCCGGGGGCAGCUCCGCAGCUUCUGCAGCUACAGCAGCAGCCUGGGCAGCCAGAGCAGCCUGCACCCCCCCGCGCAGACCAUCUCCAACGCCCCCGUCUCCGAGUACAUGAACCAAGCCGUGCUCUUCGGUGGAAACCCACGCUACGAGAACGUCCCCCUGAUCGGCAGAGGCUCUCCUCCCCCCACGUACUCCCCGAGCAUGCGAGCCACUUACCUGUCUGUCACCGAUGAGCACGUCAGGCAGCACAGCACCGAGUUCCCAGCCUAGCGCGCUCGCCCCGAGCAGCUCGUGGGAGGAGAAAAUGCCACCGGCGUUUCUGCGAUGGGAAACCAAAGACACCUGGAAAAGACACGGUGGGAAGCCCAGCGGCUGGAGGACGAGCCCUGGCAGUGGGGACCCCCGUGCCCCCCCAACCCGUGUGCUCUGUGCACCCUCCUCUCCCCCCUCGGCAGCUUCUGCUCCGUCUCAAGUCUUCCUGCCUCCCGGCUGACAGCGACUCCGCGACCAAACGCUGGCUGCAGCUGGGCUCCUGGUGUGCUGGGAAGACUGGGGAUGCUUCACCCCCCCGCCCAGCAUCAGCGUCUCCUUUCCCUCCCUGUGUGCACCAGCUCGGGGAUGUUUCAUGCCACGAAGGGGGAGCCUUCUCCAGCUCCCUCUGCCUGGAGCGCAAAGCCUGGGGCCACCGGUUGUGUGUGUGUGUAUGUCCCCCCCCCCCAGCACCAGCCCCUCGGGGAGGGGUCUGUGGCCGCGGCUCCUUCGCUCCCGUAGCAAUGCAGAACCAACCACUAGUGAUGCCAACCCCUUCCCCACGCCCCCGGGUGGCUUCGCCACCCUCCGACGGUGACACCGGCUGCUCCCCUCUGCCACCUUCCUGCUCCACGCAGGCAGAGCCGGCUCCCCGUGCCCCCAUCGCUGUGUCCCACCCCCCCAGCCGGAGCUGCCCUGGCCCUGGGUUUGGAGGCUGUAGAAUUAGGGAUGUUUUGGCCUUGCUGGUUUUCCUUCGCUUUGCUCCUGGGUUUUAUGAGUUCUCUGCAGGGCGGAGGCGCGGUUCGGCUCUCCUCCUCUGUUCCCGCGCGGGUUUACUGCAGUGCAUGUUGGUAGCAGGUUUUUGGCUGGUUUUUAGGCUCUUUUUGUCGAUUCGGCUCCCCCAGGGUGGGUGGGCCGGCAGUGUGGGCUGGGGCAGGCUCCCCUCCUUCUGCAGGACAGCCCUGGGGUAAACACGAAUCCCCUGGGAGAGGGUUAGGGACUACUCAGGCAUCCCUGGGACAGGUCCUGCCGCCCUGGUUUGCCCGGCAUUGCCAGGGCUUCAGGCUGAGCAGCCCUGGGGGGAACGAGAAGCUGGGGGGAACCAGCAUGAGCUGAACCAGAUCCUUUGUGGCUGCCUGUUUCGGCACGGGCUGCCCCGGGGACCUCGGGAGGAUGCGAGCAAAGGCCCCUUCCCCACCGCAGCACCUCGCUCGCUGAGGGCAGGGAGAGCCCCUGCUCCGUCCCACCCCCAAAUCUCCCAGCCCGAAGGCUGCAGACAGGGUGAUGGGCGUUUUUUCCUGCCCGCUCGCCCUUCUGGUCCCUCUCCCCCCCCCACCCAGGGGGAGUUCAGCUCUCGUAGCCAGGGUCUGGGUUGGCUCCAGGGCUCUUCCUCAUGGCAAAGGCUGUACCCACGCCGUGGGAGGAGGGCAAAGGCUUUCCCUGUCUGAUUGCAAUUAGCAGCCGCCUCCUGUGCCGCUGGUGGUGGUUACCCAUCCCUUCUUCCCCGCUUUGGCUAACAGUGCUGCAGCCGGGCAGCCCCCCAGGGUGGCCAGGCUCUCCCCUUCGGGUGAGCCGGGGCCGGGGGGGGGGGGGGUCUUACUUGAUAGCAGUGACUCACUGUGUCUUUUAAAGAUAACUUGUACAUACCCUUUGGUCCCCUAACGCUGUCUGUCUGUGUUAUGUGUGACUAGCAUUACUUACUGUUGGAAACUUCCAGGGCAUUUUUUUUUUUUUUUUAAUUUUUUUUCCCCAGCUUUUACUGUUUCGAUGUAACGGUACUGGUAGAAAAGCUGUUUUUAAACGCAUGUGAACUAACCUCAUUAGGACUCCGUCUAGGAGCUGGAGCCCGGCCUGAUUUGUAUGUGCCCUCUGGGGAAAAGACAAUAAACACUUGUACUAAACUUA